Rotaria socialis is the source of this 1056-nucleotide messenger RNA. The record is from the annotation of a GenBank genome assembly. NCBI's taxonomy places the organism in Eukaryota, Metazoa, Rotifera, Eurotatoria, Philodinida, Philodinidae.
AUGCUUGACACAUCGAUGCUCGAUACUGAAGCUGGUGGAGUUUCUGGAGCUUUUACCUAUUCGGCACAAUAUGGUGUUAGACGACCAUCGACUUAUCCUGAUGUUUAUCGUACACAAUUUGGCUCAAUAAGUGCUGAUGAAUAUUUAACACCAAUGUUACAACCGCUUCAACGCAAUGAUAAUAAUAUUGCUCGACGUCUCUCUAGAAAUUCAUUUCUCAUUCCACCCCAGACGCUGGUACGUCGAAAUACCGAUGACCUGAAAGACAAACGUGAACAAUCGGGUUAUUGUUUUGGCAUAUUGAUUAUUCUCAGCUAUUUACUUGUCAUUGUUACAUUUCCAUUAUCGCUAUGCUUCUGUCUUAAGGUAGUUCAAGAAUAUGAAAGAGCUGUCAUUUUUCGACUUGGCCGCAUUUUAGCAAAUGGAGCACGUGGACCCGGUUUAUUUUUUAUCUUACCAUGCGUGGAUACCUACAGUAAAGUUGAUCUUCGAACAGUCACUUUCGAUGUACCACCACAAGAAAUUCUAACAAAAGAUAGUGUAACAGUAGCAGUUGAUGCCGUUGUCUAUUUUCGAAUAUUUAAUGCUGUUAUAUCAAUAACAAAUGUGGAAGAUGCAGCAAAAUCAACUAAACUUUUAGCAGCAACAACACUUCGAAAUGUUUUGGGUACUAAAACACUUCAUGAAAUUCUUGCUGAACGAGAUAAAAUCGAUACUGUAAUUCAAACAGGUCUAGAUGAAGCAACCGAUCCUUGGGGUGUGAAAGUCGAACGGGUUGAAGUCAAAGAUGUUCGUUUACCAGUAGCAUUACAAAAAGCGAUGGCAGCUGAAGCUGAAGCAUCUCGAGAUGCACGUGCAAAAAUUAUCGCAGCCGAAGGCGAAAUGAAAGCAAGUCGUAGUUUAAAAAUAGCGGCCGAUACGAUCAAUGAAUCACCCAUAGCUAUGCAGUUAAGAUAUCUGCAGACAUUAACACAAAUUGCUGCUGAACGUAAUUCAACUAUUGUCUUUCCCAUUCCUAUUGAACUCAUGCAAAUGGUACCACAUAGUCGUCGAUAA